This is a messenger RNA of Didymosphaeria variabile, 3123 nucleotides long. RefSeq names its product High affinity Ca2+/Mn2+ P-type ATPase-like protein (gene PMR1). Gene Ontology annotation, molecular function: ATP binding; ATP hydrolysis activity; P-type calcium transporter activity. The record is from RefSeq and is a predicted model, not a curated record. Gene Ontology annotation, cellular component: endoplasmic reticulum; Golgi membrane; plasma membrane. The transcript is spliced from 4 exons. NCBI's taxonomy places the organism in Eukaryota, Fungi, Ascomycota, Dothideomycetes, Pleosporales, Didymosphaeriaceae. Bases 1 to 3123 code for a protein of 1040 amino acids. Gene Ontology annotation, biological process: intracellular calcium ion homeostasis; manganese ion transport; calcium ion transmembrane transport.
AUGUCCAGAGUCUCUACGCCGUCGCUACCGCUCUACAACACCUCCAAUGGCCCAGACACAGCCUCUCGUGGAGCAACGCCUUUGCUGUCUCCUCCAGAGCCGCCUCAGCGACGAACAACACCAUCGUCAAUAACGUCGCAAUUCUCCUUGCUAUCCUCCCACGAAACCGCGCGCAAACUCGAAACGUCAGUGACUCGCGGUCUCUCCUCGUCCAGCGCGUCGGCGCGAAUCCAUACCCAUGGGCUCAACGAGCUUCCCCACGAGGACCCUGAGCCACUAUGGCUUCGAUUUCUCAAACAGUUUAAAGAGACCUUAAUAUUGCUGUUACUUGGUUCUGCUGCGGUGUCUCUGGUUAUGGGAAACCUGGAUGAUGCCGUCAGCAUAGCGGCUGCAGUUACAAUCGUCGUAACAGUCGGAUUCGUGCAAGAAUACCGAUCGGAGAAGUCAUUGGAGGCAUUAAACCAGCUCGUUCCCCAUUCCGCCCAUGUAAUUCGCACUGGAGUGGAGCAGCCUCGAAACGGUCGGGUAGCAAACGGCGUGGGUGCCGGAAACGAAGAUAUGGAUGAGGUCAAGGACACGCCAGCCUCGCUGGAGGCUGCAGAGGGCCGCUCCAAUACUAUUUCCGCCACCUUGUUGGUACCGGGUGAUCUGGUACUAUUCCACACCGGUGACCGUAUCCCUGCAGACAUCAGGAUUACCCACGCAGCAGACCUUACGAUCGAUGAAUCCAACCUCACUGGUGAGAACGAACCAGUCCCUAAAACACCAGAUACCCUCGAACGCGCGAAUGGUAUACAAAGGCCCGAGUCUCCUUUCUACGCAUCGCCUGCUGCUGGAACCGUUGGCGCCGAUAUUCGCUUGAACGAUCAGAAGAACAUUGCUUUCAUGGGAACUCUGGUUCGUUCGGGCUACGGGCAAGGCUUGGUGAUUGGAACCGGAGGCAACACCGAGUUCGGCGCCAUUUCUGCGUCUCUUCAGGAGAUCGAAAGCCCGCGUACUCCACUGCAACUUUCGAUGGACAGACUUGGGAAAGAGUUGAGCUACAUGUCAUUUGGCGUCAUUGCAUUUAUCAUUCUGCUGGGUUUCUGGAGAGGCUGGGAAUUUUUGGAGAUGUUCCAGAUCGGCGUCUCACUGGCCGUCGCUGCUAUUCCUGAGGGUCUACCCAUCAUUGUUACCGUCACGCUCGCAUUGGGCGUGCUCCGUAUGUCGAAGCGGGAUGCUAUUGUGCGACGCUUGCCAAGUGUCGAGACAUUGGCCUCCGUCAAUGUCGUCUGCAGCGACAAAACAGGCACGUUGACUACGAACCACAUGACAGUAACCAAGAUCUGGCACUUUGACGAGCCCUCACCUAUCGAUGUAAAGACGAAGCAUGACUCGGAAGCUCUGGACUCUCCUACACGCAAUAUCUUGCGGAUAGGUAACAUUGUUAACAACGCACGCCUUGUCGGUCCCCAAGCGGCGUCUACUGCUGCAGUCUUAUCUUCUACGAUCGGCGACGACAGCUCUGGGGCGAAGAGCCGGUGGGUCGGGCAACCGACCGACAUUGCUCUCCUGGACCUUCUCGAUGCUUUCAGCGAGGACGAUGUAAGGGACAGGAUUGGCGCUCGUCUUUACGAGACCCCUUUCAGUUCCGAAAGGAAGUGGAUGGGUGUUGUUAUCAGCGGAAGUGCAGGUGCGGACCUCGCGCCUGGUCCAGAGGUUGCGUAUAUCAAGGGUGCUCUAGAGAAAGUGCUCGAUCGUUGCGAUACUUACGUGACCGCGCAGGGGCACGAGGUACCGUUGGAUCAAGGUCGAAAGCAAGAAGCCAUCAAGGCUGCUGAUGCAAUGGCUCAAGAUGGUCUAAGGGUGUUAGGCUUCGCAAGUGGCUCGAAAUCUGGCCGCAAGGGAAACAGCGGCACCGCAUCACCCGCACCUUCUAGCAUCUCGGCACUAGGAGAUGAUGAGCAUUAUCGAGGCUUAGUGUUUGCUGGGCUUGUUGGCAUGAACGACCCUCCUAGGAAAGGUGUGGAAAGGGCCCUACGGCGCUUGAUGGCCGGCAAGGUCAAAGUGAUCAUGAUCACUGGAGAUGCCGAGACAACGGCCGUCGCAAUCGGCAAAAAGCUCGGUAUGCCAAUCAACAUGAACCCGUCCAUGGGCCGUUCCGUGAUACGAGGCGAUGAACUGGAUCAGAUGAGCGAGGAAGAGCUCUCACAGGCAAUUGCAACAACCUCGAUAUUCGCCCGUACAAGCCCGGAACACAAGUUAAAGAUUGUGCGCGCACUACAGGCCCGUGGCGAUGUUGUAGCAAUGACCGGCGACGGCGUCAAUGAUGCACCAGCCCUCAAAAAGGCAGACAUUGGUAUUUCUAUGGGACGGCUCGGAACGGAUGUCGCCAAAGAAGCUGCGGACAUGAUCCUUACAGACGACAACUUCGCCACUAUUCUCAAUGCCAUCGAGGAAGGGAAGGGCAUCUUCUAUAACAUUCAGAACUUCAUCACUUUCCAGCUCAGUACAUCUGCUGCUGCUCUAAGCUUGGUUCUUCUCAGCACCUUCCUCGGUUUCCAGAAUCCGCUCAACGCUAUGCAGAUUCUUUGGAUAAAUAUCCUCAUGGACGGACCACCGGCCCAGUCACUUGGCGUUGAACCGGUUGACCCAGCCGUCAUGUCGCGACCACCUCGCCCUCGCCACGCACGAGUCCUGACUCGCGCCCUUCUUCAACGUGUGUUACAGUCCGCAUCAAUCGUAAUGCUUGGCACACUUUUUACCUACUACCGUGAAAUGGGCGAUGAUAACGAAAUAACCGCCCGCGAUACCACCAUGACCUUUACCUGCUUUGUCUUAUUCGAUAUGUUCAACGCGCUCACCUGCCGCUCAGAGAGCAAGUCCGUCCUCGCGGGCGAAAUCCAAGUCUUUGGUAACAAAAUGUUUAAUUACGCUGUAGCCGGAAGUCUCGUUGGGCAAUUGAUGGUUAUCUACUUCCCGCCUCUGCAGAGUAUCUUCCAGACCGAGGCGCUAGGCCUGAUGGACAUCGUUCACCUGGUUGCGGUGGCUAGCUGUGUGUUCUGGGCAGAUGAGGCGCGCAAGUGGCUGAAGAAGCGGAAGAUGACGAGAGGAAUGCCAGGCGGUUACAGUGCUAGUGUAUGA